AAGGUGAUUUGCAAGACCUGUAAAUGCCAAGAUAACUGUUCUAAACAUUUCACCUGACUGACUUGAGAGCGUAAAUUUUAAAAUUGCCAUCAUCAAUUUGCCAAUAAAAUUAGCUAAUGCACAAUAAUGGUUGGUAAACGGAAGAAAAUAAGCCAGCCAGACAGUAUUAUGGAAGGAUCAAGCUCAGAUAUAUGCACUUUUUAUUUGAACCACAAGAAACGAUUCUGCAGGAUGCUUGCAUCCAAAGGCAAGAAAUAUUGCGGACAACACAUGGUAGCAGAGUCAUCUCCUGAUGAAGAAGGACGAAUACGAGUACCUUGUCCAUUGGAUCCCAAGCACUCUGUAUACUCUCAUAUCAUGGACCAACACCUUAAAGUCUGCAAUGCCCGAGCUCCUGUUGACCUCCCUUACUACUGUAAAGAUGUUAAUGCCCAGCCUCCUGAUGUGGAUAAUGAAAAUUAUACAAAUGCAGCUGAAAAUCCUGAAGCAAUAAAACAACAUAUCUCCUUAGGUGGCAGAACUCUGGCUGAGCUUAGUGAUGCAGAGCUCAUGCAGCUCAUUGCACAUGUUAAGAAUCAUGCUCAAAGCCAUGCAGAUCCAGUGCAAGAUGCUGACCUAAGUCACUCAUCUGUAGUUCCUGAGACUGAGAUCUCUCCUCUGAGUGGACCAAGCUACCAGAAGCAUUUCCUACAGAAUAGGUCCUUGGUGGCUCGUCUUGGUGCCAUUGGUGGUCUGGGUGGUUCCAAACAGCUCGGUGCUGAGGCUCCUAAUGGCGUGGAGAGAAUGGUUGAUGGAAGCUUGCCCCAGCAUGACAAAAUGGGCUCACAGUUGUGCUUCUUGGAGUUUGGUGCUGGCAGAGGUGAAUUGUCACAUCAUGUGGUGAGGGCGUGUGACAGCUCACAGCAGGUCCAGGUGGUGCUCAUAGACCGCGGUGCUCAGCGCUACAAGUUUGAUACCAAAAUAAGAGAAGGGAGUAACGUGAGCACAAAGCGCCUGCGCCUUGACAUUGCUGACCUAGCCCUGGAGCGUGUGCCAGGGCUGAUGCUGGGAGGGAGAGUGUAUGCAGGGGGCAAGCAUCUCUGUGGAGCUGCUACUGAUUUGACUCUGCGCUGCCUCAAUCGGCUGCAACUUUUCCAAGCAAGAAGUCAAAAUGAUGCUCAAGACCAAAAAAACUUGGCUCACCAGAACAUUAAUUCAACUACAUUUAGCGGAAACUGCAAUGCUCAAGAAAUCCAUAACUUAAAGGUUGAUAUAAGUGGUUCAAAUUCAGUUUCUAAUCUUGUCAUUAAAUCUGACCAACAUUUUGCAGACAAUCUUGCGAGCAGUAGUCUAUUUGAACUCCAUGACAAUGCAUUAUCUAUUGACCAGACCUCUACUCGUGAAGUUACAAGUAAGGCAUCUGAUAUGGAAAUGAAAUGCCUGUGUAGGAAAAAUAAUUGGGAAGCUCCAGAGAACGAAAAUUUAUCAAGCCAUUGUUGUUGUAAAGACAGCCUUGCUAAUGCGUCUGUUGCAUCUUGUGGUCUGGUCAUCGCUCUCUGCUGUCAUCACAAAUGCUCUUGGCAGCACUACACUGGGAAACGUUUCUUCAAGAGAAUUGGGCUAAGUGGAGCAGAAUUUACUGCCGUGAUGGGCCUCACCAGCUGGGCCGUGUGUGCUGCUCGUCCUCCUGCAGCAGAUUCUUCAGUUCCUGCAGCUACAGCAGAUGCCAAUAGAGUGCAUGUCGAUAGUUCAGACGUUUAUUACAAAGCCUCUUUUGCAACAAUGGACGCCGACGAAGUAACUGUAGUUAGUUCAGACGUUAAUAGCAAAGUCUCUUAUAUGCUACUGGAUGAUAUAAAAGUGCACCAUGAUUGUCAAAACAUUAAAAACAAAGCCUCUUCCACACCAACAUACGAAGAGCACGACGCCGUGACUGAAGGGUCUGGCGCUCGCAACCGCUACGAGAGGCUGGGUCUUAGCAUUGGGGAGCGUGAAGCAAUUGGCCGCGCUGCUAAGCUCCUAAUAGACCACGGCAGGGUCGAGUUCUUGCGAGAAUGUGGUCUGCAGGCCAAGCUAGUGCGCUACGUAGACCAGCAAGUUACGCUCGAAAAUGUAGCACUUGUAGCGUACCUCCCAUUAUAAAUAGGGUUGUAUUUUUUUAAUUCAAUUUUUUUUCACGAAAUAAUAUAAUAAUAGCUUAUGGUUUUUUAUUAACCAAUAGGAUCUGGGAGUAUUGGAGUAUUUUUUUUUUUCAGAAAAUAAUAUAAUAAUAGCUUAUUGGUUUUUAAAAAUAAAUACCGUAGGAUCUGGGAGUAUGAGAAAUAAUCCACAUCCAGUGGCAUUGGAAAGAGAAGUAAGAGGGGAUGAAAUGCUACAUAUUGAUUGCCAGAGUACCUCAUGUUUUGACUGUUAGCUCUGUUUCUUCCUGUUAUGAGAUUUGUUAUCAAAAUGUAGCCUAAAUUAGGCUGGUUCAUUUUCCACUAUAAAUAUUUUUAAAAAUUUUAACCUAUUUGAACAUUAUAUGCGCAAUGAUGAUCUCUGUAAUUAUUCUGCAAUCUCCAUCGAUUUCUAUGAGCUUAAAUUAUUAGUCACGAUCACUGGUUGCAUGAUUAUCUGUAAUACUGUAAUAUUUUCACAUGACUCGAUGUUUUCAAUGCAAGUGCAAGGUCUAUGUAAUUUUUAUGAAC
Hyalella azteca is the source of this 2666-nucleotide messenger RNA. RefSeq names its product tRNA:m(4)X modification enzyme TRM13 homolog. The record is from RefSeq and is a predicted model, not a curated record. The transcript has 8 exons. NCBI's taxonomy places the organism in Eukaryota, Metazoa, Arthropoda, Malacostraca, Amphipoda, Hyalellidae. The coding region runs from base 127 to 2121 and encodes 664 amino acids. Gene Ontology annotation, biological process: tRNA methylation.